Messenger RNA from Linnemannia hyalina, 696 nucleotides. NCBI's taxonomy places the organism in Eukaryota, Fungi, Mortierellomycota, Mortierellomycetes, Mortierellales, Mortierellaceae. The record is from the annotation of a GenBank genome assembly.
AUGUUAUCAUCACCUAUCUCUAACCUCUUUGCGGCGUAUGUUCCUCCAGCAAAAAAGUCCAAGAUUGAGAUCUCGGUGUUGGUGAUCUUGACGGCUUCAUUGUCGAUCACAGUCUACCAGAAGUGGACCCGAGGUGGACUCUUGUACCUGCUGCAGCCCUGCCACAUGUCGGCCAUGCUCCUGAUCUCGAUCUUGGCUGGUCCCAAGGAUAAGAAGUGGCCUCAUCUCUUGCUCAACAUUUACUUUCACAUUAUGUGGGGAACCAUGCUGGCCUUGUUGUCCCCCGACUUGCGCGACUAUAAUCGCUUCUUUGAGGUCGAGAACUUUUUCAUCGAACACUACCUAUUGCUGUUGGCGCCUGUGUACAUGAUUUGGUCGAACCGUUAUGUGAUCUGGCCCCUCUCGAUGGAUGUCGCCCUCAUGUCAUUCUCGCUUUUUGCGCUCUACCAUUCGUUCGUCCUCAGUGCCAUGGCCUUGAUCAAGGGACAGAACUUGAACUACCUCCUUAUGCCUCCACCAGGUCCUUUGCAGGCAUUCGGAAAGUGGUACCGCCCGGUGAUGUACCUGUUCUGUGUGCUGUUGACGAUGACGCGUUAUAUUCUGGUCGAGGUCGUCAUCCAGCUCUUGCCUCGUCGCAAGAUCGUCCCUUCCGUGCGCGAGGCUGAAACUGGAGAUACCAAGCGCAAGAUUCUCUAA